UUUUCAAUUAAAUAUAUUAUUUUUUUAAUUAAAAUGUAUAUAAUAAUUAUGGUUUUGACAAAAAUGGUUUGUUGAAACAUAAAUAUUAGAAAAUGUAUUAAAAUACACUUUUAUAAACUUUACCAAAAGAUUUGACUUGAAGACAAUAAUAUUUAUUGUAUCCCACAGUUCUAAAUUUAUAGUUUGCCUUUGAUUCGAUCGUUAAACACGUACCACAUGAGCCUUCAAAUAUUUAAAAAUACGCCUCAUCUCUCGAUAGUUGUUUUGAUAAAUGUGAAAACGUUUCAUUCCACUUCUGACAGCACAAUUAAAAUACAUUCCCGUCGUGAAGGAUCGCGUCUGGCCCGUUGCCAAAUUACCGAUCGCAUUUCCCAAAAUAACCCCAUCCACAUGGUCCCGAUGUUAACAACCCAACGCUCCAGUCUCCGUCGUGCACCAUGGCCGGUUCGGUGCGUCCCCGGUCCAACCGCGGCUCGUCGCGUAGCCGCGGCUCCUCCACCUACAGCUACGAGCGCGACACCCGCGAACGCAUCAAGGACUGCCUCAGGAAGUUCGUGGCGUUCAUGUGCACGCAGGUGGGCGUGGGGGCGAUGCUGGUGUGCUACGCGUUCAUCGGCGCCGUCAGCUUCAUGCACAUAGAAGGCACGGCCAAGGGGGAAACGGAUGAGGUGGAGGUGGUGCGAGGCCUCAGAACGGUGGCCCUGCACAACCUCUUCGAAGUAGCCUACAACAAUAACAUCCUGGAGCGGGACAGGUUCUUCCAGCAGUCGGACGAGGAGCUGAGACGUUACCAGGGGCAGCUGGUGGAGAUCUUCCGGCACGGCUACGACCUUAAACCGGAGGACAUGUGGACCUUCCCCGCUUCUUUGAUGUUCUCGCUGAGUAUCAUAACGAUGAUUGGGUACGGGAACAUGGUGCCCAAGACGGUGUCGGGCAAGGUGGCCACCAUGAUCUACGCCAUCUUCGGCAUACCCUUGUACGUGCUUUACUUCCUGAACAUGGGGGAGGUGAUGGCCGGGUGCUUCCGGUGGGGCUAUCGCUGGUUGUACAAGUGUAGCACCGAAACCGAUCCCACUGAGCCACCUAAAAGGAUAAUCGUACCCUCCACCGCCUGUCUUUGGGUGAUUGGAGCUUAUGUGCUCACCGGGGCCAUCAUGUUCACCGCCUGGGAGAAGUGGAGUUACUUGGACAGCACCUAUUUCUGCGUCACCAGCUUGUGCAAGUUGGGCUUGGGUGAUUUGGUGCCAGGCACCGAUAUUAACUCCUUCGAGGGUAAUCAGACGAAGCUGUUGAUUACCUUCUGUUACAUGCUGCUGGGUUUGGGUCUGGUGGCCAUGUGCUACAACUUGAUGAGGGAGGAUAUUAAGGUCAAGAUGCAGGAGAUGCGCGAGGACUUCAGCCAAUGUUUGGAAGACACCAGACUUAAGUUUAUUAAGUGUUAUCGUCGUCGGCGUGUCGAUGAGGAGUACUCUUAUUAAACUGUGAUAUAAAUACAUUCUUACAAUUAGUUUUAGUAUUUUGUAUUUGUUUUGUUACUUCGGAAUUGUAAUCCGGUUUAAAAUGCAGCGUUUAUAUUUAAUUCGAUGUGCGUCGUGCAUAUCGUGGGAUGCAAACUAACAAAGACAGCGCCGUUCCCCCACGUCCGGUCCGGCUUUGUCGCGUGAACGGCUACAAUGACCGUCACAACGACGUCGUGUACUGUCACCCCGCCGUCAAGUCCCC
Aethina tumida (small hive beetle) is the source of this 1722-nucleotide messenger RNA. Its product is annotated as mitochondrial protein C2orf69 homolog. The record is from RefSeq and is a predicted model, not a curated record. Gene Ontology annotation, cellular component: membrane; mitochondrion. Bases 438 to 1478 code for a protein of 346 amino acids. Gene Ontology annotation, molecular function: potassium ion leak channel activity. Gene Ontology annotation, biological process: stabilization of membrane potential; potassium ion transmembrane transport. Lineage: Eukaryota; Metazoa; Arthropoda; Insecta; Coleoptera; Nitidulidae. The transcript is spliced from 2 exons.